AUGCAGAUCAGUGGGCUGAGUGGCUCUGUCUUCAAGAAAUAUGCUGCCACCGCUUUUCAAGGAAUCCAAAAGGACAAUGAUGAAGAUGAGAGACAAGAGCAGGCGGCCAACGCAGUUGAAGACAUGAUGGCUAGGUGUCGGGCCUUUGUGCGGGAGCGCCAGUCCGAACGUGGCGAACGCGCGGAGAACGGAGGUGAGGAGGGGGACGAGGACGGCGACCACCCUCCUCCGGCGCUACCCAAGGCGGAGGAGGCACCCGAGCCGCAGCCGCCGCAGCCGGAGGUGCCCAAGGUGGAGCCCACCGUGACGAAAGGCGUGGCGAGCCGCAGUCGCAGCGAAGGGCGGCUGAAGAAGGAGAAGGAGAAGGUGGUCAAAAGCAACAAGAAGAAAGCCAAAGAGGCAUCCGAGCGAAGCAGUAAAUCUCGCAGUCGUGAUCGCAAGAGGAAGUCGCGGCAUUCCAGCGAGUCCAGUGGAGGUCGCCGGUCCAAGCGGUCGAGGAGGAAGGAAAAGGAUUCAGAGUCCUCCUCCGAUAGGAAGAGGAAAAAGAAGCGACACUGA
Durusdinium trenchii is the source of this 558-nucleotide messenger RNA. The record is from the annotation of a GenBank genome assembly. NCBI's taxonomy places the organism in Eukaryota, Dinophyceae, Suessiales, Symbiodiniaceae.